Cucurbita pepo subsp. pepo (vegetable marrow) is the source of this 1284-nucleotide messenger RNA. Its product is annotated as S-adenosyl-L-methionine-dependent methyltransferases superfamily protein. Gene Ontology annotation, cellular component: nucleolus. Gene Ontology annotation, molecular function: methyltransferase activity. Lineage: Eukaryota; Viridiplantae; Streptophyta; Magnoliopsida; Cucurbitales; Cucurbitaceae. The record is from RefSeq and is a predicted model, not a curated record.
GGUUUUGCUAAAAUCCCAACUUCAUUCUACAUCGGCUCCUCUCUACAUCGGCUCCUCACAACGCGAAUUGAUUCGUCAAGGUUUCUUCCCGCCAACAGCAACAAUGGCGGACGAAGGCCGCGCAAACAAAAAGCGUAAGAGGGCGAAGCGUCGCCGGUCUGACAGAAAUAAAGAUUUUACCGAUAGUAUACCGGAUGCUACUGAGACCAGUGGCCAAGACAUCGUUGUUUCUACUUCUUCUGAUGGCAAAAACUCUCGGAGGGCUUCUGGCUCGUCUAGUUUUCUCGAUAAGAUGCGAGCUCGUUUAUCAGGAGGGCAUUUUAGGAUGCUUAAUGAGAAGUUGUAUACCUGCACAGGGGAAGAGGCGCUUAAUUAUUUCAAUGAAGAUCAGGUUCUGUUUGAUGUGUAUCAUACAGGAUACCAAGAGCAAAUGUUGCAUUGGCCUGAGCUGCCUGUGAAUUUAAUCACAAAAUGGCUGAAAGAGCACGAUCCCUCGUUUAUUGUGGCUGAUUUUGGCUGUGGGGAUGCACGCCUUUCAAAGAAUGUGAAGAAUAAAGUUUUCUCAUUUGAUCUGGUUUCCAAAGAUCCCUCUGUUAUUGCUUGUGAUAUGUCGAAUACACCUCUCGACUCUUCAUCUGUGGAUGUUGCUGUCUUUUGCCUUUCACUUAUGGGGGUCAAUUAUGCAAGUUACUUGGCAGAAGCACGAAGAGUACUCAAACCACGUGGAUGGCUUUUAAUAUCAGAAGUCAAAAGCAGAUUUGACCCAAGCAACGGAGGAGCCGACCCCAACGAGUUCGUAAGGGCUGUUUGUGAGCUAGGAUUCGUCUCAGCGUUGAAGGACUUCUCAAACAAGAUGUUUAUUUUGUUAUACUUCAAGAAAAAGGAUGAGAAAAUUUCUAAUGGGAAAGAUAUUGAUUGGCCACAACUAAAACCUUGUCUGUACAAACGUCGCUGAGCAUCAACUGUAGAGUUCGUGUUGUAGUUCUUAUCGAAAUUCAUGUAACCUGAAAUGUUGGCUUAGUUGAGCAAUUACUGAAGUCCGAAGCUUUCUUGGGUGAUUCAUCUCUCCAAAGGGUGUCAGCUGAACACGAUGAAUGAAUUGGUUUAGUUUGUUUCUGAAUGGAUCAAUUAGAUGUUAGGUUUUUGAAACAGAAGAUCGAAUAAUUUCGAUCAAUUUUGUCGUUGGGUCGGUUUCGAAAGGAUCGAUGAUUAGUUUGUGUUUUCUUGAGAGAUUAUUUUGGUUAAAUUAUAAGUUUAAUGCUUGAAAUUUGAUGUUGGUGCUUA